Dentiscutata erythropus is the source of this 1185-nucleotide messenger RNA. The record is from the annotation of a GenBank genome assembly. NCBI's taxonomy places the organism in Eukaryota, Fungi, Glomeromycota, Glomeromycetes, Diversisporales, Gigasporaceae.
AUGACUCAAGUAAAAAAAUUAACAAGUAAACGUGCAGAGGCCCAAAAAAAGAUAAAAGUAUUUCAACGUGGGGAACAAAAGAUUAAACUUGAUAUCCAUAGAGAGCGUCCAAUUUUGCCUCCCCUACCUCUGCCAUAUCCUCCCGCAACUCGUGUGGAAAAAAUUGUAGAAAAGCUUAUAUCGAAACCUAAACUGGCGAGAUUUCCCAAUGCUUUUAUUAUGUAUAGAAAUGAAUACGUUCAAUUUUUAAAAGCUAGUGGCCUUAGUUUUCCUAUGACAGAAUUAUCUCCAAUGAUUUCUUAUUCUUGGAAACAUGAACCUCCUUGUGUAAAAGAUGCUUACACUCAAAUUUCAAGUGAAGCUGAAAGAUUGUAUGUUCAAACAAUCGCAACACCAAAAGAUUCUAACAACCAAAACCAAGGUUGUGAUUUACUUUCUUUACCUGAGAAUGAUCAAGAUAACGAUAAUCCCCCUUCUGAUAUUGAUCCUACUUUUCAAAAUGAAAAUGAAAGUCAAUAUCAUGAUAAUUAUCUUCAUGAUUAUAAUACUUUUCUUGGUAUGCCUUCCUAUUUUUUGGAGCAAUGUGAAAAUAGUACAACUGUGCAAACAAAUUCUUCUUCAUCUGAGUCUUCAUGGCUCACUGAAAGUUAUGAACUUUCUACCAACGACACACAAAAUUCUGUUGAACAAGGUAACAACGAUGAUACAUUAACAAAUCAAGGACAACAUGCAAUUUUUGAUGGUCAACUUAUUGAUUGGACCAACCUAAACGAAUCUUGCUUACCCGUCUCUCCUUCACGUCGUUGUUCUGAAUCGAGUAUAAAUUCUGAUUUGUCAUCUUGUGAUAUGAUUCAUUUAAUGAAUGAAACAAAUAUGUUAACGAUCAAUGAAACUUCACCUGCUCCGUACAUUAAUCAAAUAUUUCCUGAAAAUCUACCAUUACCAAUUUUCGAUAAUCUACACGGGCAAUUUGAUGAUCAAUCCUUCUUUACACCUUCUUUGGAUACUGACUCUCUUUCUAGUCAAUAUGAUUCUAACCCGCAAACGCCCGCUUCACCACAAUUUUCUGCUUCGUCGAUUAACGAUAAAAAUAAACACGAACUUUCCGAAAUUACAAUUGAUAUAUAUUCUGCAAUUGAUUGCGCUCUAUCGUCGUUCAAACUUAAUGCGAACAAUGAUUAUUAA